AUGAAGACCAGCGACUCCGAUGUUUCUAUUCACCUGGAGAAUGCAUCCCCGAAGCAACCACUCCAGGAUUCAUCGGGAGAUGAAGACAGCAGACUUGUUUCACCCCAGGAUCCACGGAACUGGCCUCUGUGGAAGAAAAAUGCUCAAAUCCUGAUGGUUGCUUUCCACUCCAUGAUGGGAACCUUCAUGGCUGCCGGAAUUAUUCCAGCCUAUGACAAAUUCGCUGAAGAAUACGGUGUCACGGUACCGGACGCUAGUUAUUUGACCUCCUUUCAGAUCCUGCUGCUCGGACUUUCACCUUUAAUCUGGAAUCCCGUCACUGCCGCAUACGGUCGGUACAAUGUCAGUCUUCUUUCGGUGCUUGGAAGCAUGGCCUGCAAUAUCGGCGGGGCUCGAUGCACAUCUUAUGGUGCUCAAAUGGCCACGCGCGUCUUGACGGCUUUCCUCAUCUCGCCGCCGAUUGGAAAUGGGAGUGGUGUGAUCACACAGCUGUGCGAACCCGAAAAGCGGGCACAGAAGCUGGGCUGGUGGACGCUUAUGACGACCAUUGGAACCCCCGCAGGUCCCUUUUUUAUGGGCUUUGUGACGAAACAUAUUGGGGUACAGUGGAUUUUCUGGAUCUUCGCGAUCAUCAACUUCUGCCAAUUUCUGUUAUACCUGGUGAUUGGAGAUGAGACGAUAUACAACCCGGAUACUGAACGUGACAACUCCAAGGCGUUCAGCAAAUUAAUCCCGCGGCGGAUCAGCUCACGCCAUCUCGGCCUGCAAGAUUUUAUCGCGCCUUUUGCACUGGCUCAGUAUCCUCGCAUAUUAAUCGCAACCUGUGCCCAUGCAAUCACAUUCUGCUACGCAAAUAUUGCUAUCAUUGUGGAGAUGCCCAUUGCUUUUGGCGAAAAGUUUCAUUUUGACGCCCAGCAGAUAGGCCUUCAGUUCAUUGCCAUUAUCAUUGGAUGUGUCCUUGGUGAACAGGUCAGCGGGCCCAUGUCAGAUUGGUUUCUCCAGCGUGUUCAACAAAAGCGAGGGCACUCGUACCCGGCCGACCGCCUGUGGCUAUCAUACAUUGCGUUUGCGACAAUCAUCCCGGGCUUGUUGACAUGGGGGUUUCAAUUGCAAAAUGCCAGGUCGUGGAAUGUCACUCCCUGUGUUGGUGCUGCCAUUGCCAGUUUCGGAAAUCAGAUGCAGACCACGAUUUUGACGACUUUCGCGGUGGAGAGCAAGAAGGAGCGGGCGGCCGAAGUUGGCAUUUUUAUCAAUAUCUGUCGUCAAAUUUAUGGGUUUAUCGGACCAUUUUAUUUCCCUGAUAUGUUUGCUGCCUUGGGGUUGGGAGGCGCUGCCGGAGUGAUGGUGGCUAUUAUUGGGGGAUGUGCCUUGUUUCCCAUUAUUGCGAUUCAAUUUGUGGCUACCAGAGCAGAUAGUCAGCCACUAGGCAGGAUAAUACGCGCUUGA
Messenger RNA from Penicillium argentinense, 1446 nucleotides. RefSeq lists its product as uncharacterized. Bases 1 to 1446 code for a protein of 481 amino acids. Gene Ontology annotation, molecular function: transmembrane transporter activity. NCBI's taxonomy places the organism in Eukaryota, Fungi, Ascomycota, Eurotiomycetes, Eurotiales, Aspergillaceae. Gene Ontology annotation, biological process: transmembrane transport. The record is from RefSeq and is a predicted model, not a curated record. The transcript has 3 exons.